GGCCGGGCCGGGCCGAUGCUGAUGCUGCCCGCGGGCCGCGGCCGAAGGGCGGCGGCGGCGCUGAGGGCGGCGUUGGGCGAGAGCGCGGAGCGGCGGCGGGAGCUGGAGCGGCGGGCGGCGCGGAGCCGGGCGCUCCUGGGGCGCUGGGAUGAUGAGGAAGAGGAGCGGCCCCAGCCACAGGCAGGCUCCAGCACUGAGCAUGAAGACAGGCCUUCACCCAAAGAGCUAGAGGAGCUGAAACUGCUGAACAGGGCCUUAGAGAAGGCACUGAAAAUCAGGAAAAGCAUCUUGAAAACUCCAUUAGAGGCUCAGGGAGCUAGAGGACAGAAAUGGGCAGGUGAGGCACAUGCUCCCAAGAAAGCUGAAGAGCAGCAGGUGCCUGUACCUGCUGAGGAUGUUCCUGAGUGCAGGAAGGUGAGAGCUGGAGGCAAAAAGCCUUUGUUGUUGAAGAAGCCCUCCCCAUACCAGUUAAGAGCCCCUUACAGGACUGACCCAGAUGUGAAGAAACUGCAAAGGAAAGUCCCAGCCAGAUGUGUUUCUCAAGCCCCCAGGACAGCUGGGAAGAUUUCCUCAAAAGGAGUGACUUCCAAACAGGGAAGGAGUCACAGGACAGCAACUGGUGCCAGUGCCAGAGAAGUCUGUGCUGCAGCUGAGCCCCAGGAGACACCAAGCUUGUCUGAAUCUGCCCCAAAUGAGCAGCAAAGCUUUUCUGGAGGGGAUUCAGCUGCAGGAAAGAAUUCCACAGUUGCUUGCAAGCAGUUACUUGAUGCAGGGAAGAAAAGUUGUGGUUUCCUGGGAGAGUCCAGCAAAAAGGAGGACACUGCAGGUGCGUGGGGAAGGAGCACCUCACCAGGGACAGGCACCCUGCAGGAAAAGGGAUGCCAGCUGAAGCUCCCCCUUCCCUACAGGAAAGCCUACUCCAGGAACUCCAGGGCGUGGGAGAGAUGUCGCCUGUGCCAAACAAGUGCAGAUGCAGCAGCUGCAAGGACCCAUUUUAUGGAGAGAAUCCAGACAACUUUUUGGUACCCGAAGCUGACCCCCAGUCCUGCAGAGAUUGAGGAGGAACUAAGGGGCCUCCAGGAUGUCCCCUCCCAUCUGAGGCAGUAUAUGGAAGCUGAGCCUGCAGAGCCCCCCACUCUGCAAAGAGAGUAUGAAAGCCUUCUGACCUUGGAGGGUUUGCAAAGCACAGUGUCCCAGUGCCUGCAGAAGCUGCAGCUGCUGCGAGAAGCUCUGGAGUCCCAGCUGAGGCUGUGCCCAGACUGCCCUGGGGAUGUGGGGAGCUGCUCUCCAGCCUGUGUCCCUGCCAGGGGACAGACAUGUGACAGUGCAGACAUGCUGGCCAUGCCUCUCCUCUGUUACUCCAGUCUCCAGGAGCUGAGGGACCUGUUUGCCUUGAAGCUGCAAGUAUCAAUGCUGCACCAAGAGAUUGCCUUACAAAAGGGCAUCCUUCUCUGAGACACGUGAAUGCCUCCUCUCAAGCCCCCUCCCUGGUUUGGAAGUUCCUCUGGAAUGCUGUGGCUGGCACUGGCCUUCUCCCCCCUCCCCAGAGGGGCUCCCCAGGCAGUGUAAGAGCCAGGGGCCCAGAAUAGCUCAGAGAUGUCACCCAGCCAAAGUCUUUGUUGGAGUGGAUCAAGGUGACACUUGGCUGCUAUUUUCAGCCCCACACUUCCUGAUGGCUGUUGGUGCUUUAUUCCCCUGCUUUGAUUAUUUAUUUAUUUCCCUUUUGCUGAAUCAUAGACCUGGAAAAUACUUCUUAGGUCACUGAGGAUCCAAGAAUGUGCCUCCUGAUUUAUUUUGCUGCCUGUUUUCCAGCUUUACUUGGCACGAGGCAGCUUAAAAUGGACUCUGAGAUGCCACCUGUGCUUCUUUAAUGACUCUUUCCUGCUGUGUGAGUUUCUUCCCUGUUCUUUAUCUUAAAAUUAAUGGAGCUGCUCAAAGCUUAACACUGACUUUGCCAGGGUUUUUUCCACAGUCAGCUGUGGUUGUUGGUGCCAUAUUCACCUGCUCUCAUUUCUCUGCAGCUCUUCAUUGCAGUCAAAGUUUAUUUCUGGUGAGGGACAGUUGUGCAAUAAAUUGUUACUCAGUAUUUCCUACUCAAGUCUUAAUCUGUCCUGUGGCUCUUGCAUGACCUGUACCAGAUUUUCACCAUGAAAAGUGAUCAGGCCCGGGCCCAGGCUGUCCAGGGCAGUGGUGGGGUCACCAUCCCCAGAGGGAUUUAACAAAUGUGUGAGUGUGGCACUUGGGGUGUGGUUUAGGGGUGACCACGGUGGUGCUGGGUUAGUGGCUGGAACUGAUGAUCUUCCAACCUUCACAAUUCUGGGAUUCUGUAUUAGCCAAAUAAAGGCAGAAUUAUUAAUUUUCUCACAGAGCCAAAGGAAAAAACCCUUGUGAGGAUUUAUUUAAGUUAUUACAAACUGCUGGGGUUCGUUGCUUUUUUCCAGUUCCUCUGUGCAAUAAGUCAACGCCUGUGGUCUGUUAGCAUUUAAUUUUUAACCAAGUGAGGGUCAUUUGUUGAGAGCACAGUGUGAGAAGGCUUCAGGGCUGCCAGUUUUCUGGAUUUCUACAGCCUAGACCCCAGUUCUGAGCUGUGUGUCCCAAAGCUGAGCAGUGAGCUGGGCACAAGUGAGUAUUACUUCUUUGACUCAUGCAGGGCCACAUGUGAGUUGUGUAACAGUGAUUAUCUUCAGUUACCUUUGCCCACAGAUGUUCCUGCCAGAUUUGUGGUUUUCUGUUCUUGUUUCCAGCCCCAUUACCUUCUAGUUCUGGACAAAAUAAGGCAUAAUUCCUUCAUAUACAAAACUCUCCUAUGCAGUGGUUUAGCUCCAGGAGGGAGUGUUCACCCUGAGCCCAGCAGGACCUGGAGCUGUGAGCAGAGCAGGAGGCUGUCUGUGCCUCCUGGCCCUGACUUCUCUGCUGCAGCACUUCCACGUGGUCUCAGAAUUAUUUUGGCUCUAACAUCUGCUUUGAGAAGGUGGUGUCAGUGUCUCUGGUCCAUAAUUAUGGACUGAAGGUGGUGUCAGUGUCUCUGGUCAGUCACAUAAAUAGGGACCAUGGGACUCCUUCCUCCUGCCACAGCACUGGGCAGUGCUAGAGGACUUGGAUCUCCUCCUGCACCUUGCCUCUUCUGGGAUUCCCUAGUGGUGCUCAGCAUCAUAUUUGAUUCUGGGCUUCCUUACUUCAAAAUUGGAGAAACUGAACUGUUUUAGAUGGAUCCUGGCUUCCUCAUCCCUCCUUUCCUCCUCAUUCCCUUCUAGGAUCCAGCUUUCUUGCUCAACCACCACCAUUCUGUCACCCACCCAAGGCAUUUACCUUCUCUGCUCUUUCCUGUUCCUCCUCAACAGGAAUUUCCCAUUUGUUUCCUUCCCUCCUGCAGCUCUUUGUCAGGCUUUGGAGCCUCUGCCCCAGCCAAGGGCACCAAGCCAGGCUGUGGGCAGGGUUCUGACAGCAGGGAGAGCUCCUGUGCCCCAUCCAUCACCCCAAAGGUCCCUGGGGGUGUCUGUGUGUAGAGGGAGUGUCAUCCCUCUCUGCUCCUGCAAAGUGACUCAUCCAGCCCCAGCUGCACUUUCAUCUCCUGUGGGAAGAGGGAGGAGGAUUCACAAGUCUCUAUUUCUGCUGUGAAAAUUACACCCUUAGGUUGGUUACAGGAGGAGUGUGGAGGGAAGGAGGGGAGCACCCAGGCAGAGGAGCCUGUCAGCCCACCAAGGGUGGAAGAUUCAGGGCCCAGAAAGAUGGACUCACACCAUGCAGCCCACUGCACUUCUGUGACUUUACAGAAAACAACCAUGGGAUCAGAGAAAGUUGCCUGAAUUUGGCCUCUGAAUGAAGGAGGGAAAGUUCAUCCAGCUGUCUUCCACACAUGAGUGUGAAAAACUUCCUGGUGGUGACCCUGCCCCAGCCCAAACCCAGUGCAGGGUUGUCCUGGUCCUGCUUUUUCUUUCCAAGCAGGAGCAAAGCCAGCACAGCUCUGUGACAUGCACUGGGCUCUCUGCAGAUGAUUUCUUUGAAAGCACCUGUGGGCUUGUAGAGGUCCUUGGUUGGACAUUGCUGCUGCUUUGGAACACUCUCAGGUGAGCUGUGUCUGGGUGGCAGUAGGAGCACUUUGAUACAUGCACACCUCCUGCAGAUACGUCUGCACCUGUGCUUUACCCCUGUGGGACUGCAAGCAGUGGCAGGGUUGGUCCCAGGAGACACAGGGCUGCUGCAGCAGGGUCACAGCAGUACUGCUGAGUCAAAUACUCAAAGCCCUCCUGCAUCAGAACUGAGACAUGAAAAUGGGUGUUCUUCUAACCAGCCAGGACUUGUUUUUCUCACCUAUUGCUUUUUCAAGGCCAGUCACUGCUCUUCAGCACCACUUAGAAACAGGUCCAGCUGUCAAUCCACGAAUGCUGCUGGGUUUUGAUGGAAGCCAAGAGUCCUUUUCAGUCCUCUGAGUGCAGGCUGGAGGUGUGGGGAUGCUGCAGGGGUAUGACCAGCACGGGGGGGCUGGAGCUGUGUUUAGGGGUGGCACAACAUCACCAGUUUCCUGAGAAGAAUUUUGGGAAGUGUUGCAUUGCCACUUGGAGUAUUUUGGAUAUACUCCAAACUCUUGGAGUAUUUUCUUCCAAAAUACUCCAAAUUCUUGGAGUGUUUUCUUCCAGACCCCACUGUCAGCAGCAGCUGAAUUAUUUUAGCUGAUGUUUUCUUCAAGGGUUCAGCUUGGGGUAAAUUUAAGCCUGAACAUUUUCAAGUUGGACAAAGCUUCACAAAGCUGAAACUGGAGCUUGUGCUGGGCCGUAUCAGCCUUCUGCCCUCGCUCAAAGGGCAUUGACUCAUGGAGUUCUGCUGCUCUUCCUCCCCUCUAAUGAGCAAUCAGGAGAGUAAAUAGCAAAACUCGGUUUGCAGAGCACUGUGUGCUGCAUGUCUGCCUCAGCUGGAGUUAUUUUCCCACUGCUAUCUCUGUGCAGAGCCAGAGCCCUGUGCCCAGCUCUCUGGUGUCUGCAGCUGCCUGCAUCUGGGCAUACCGUGGGAAUUGUGGGCAUUCAGCUGAUACCUGAUCAAUUUCCACUUUUGUUAUUUCCAAAUGUUAUUGAAGAAACUGGGAGCAAGAAGAAAAGCCAGGAGUCUUGCAGACCCAGCCCCUCUGUUUUGGUGCUCACAGGUUGCAUGCAGCUUCCCAGGCCAAACCUGAAGAGGGGCAAAGUGUGAUCCAAACCAGCUUUAUUCUUUCCCAGAAUGGCAUGACUUCCCUGGGGAUGCUGUAGGCAAGAGCAGUGCCCAUAAAAAAGGGAGGAUAAAACAUCCCCUGUGCAGACUAAUGGCCAAACUUCCCCUUUCCUGAGCCAGUCCCUCUGAACCAGCUCCUCUGAUUCUCCAUCUCAGCUUCCACAGAAGCUCCCUCUAGCUGCCCAGCUCUGCUGCUCCUGCAGUGUGGAUUUUCUUCCUUGUUUUUGGCUUCCUCUCAGUUGAUGCAGACACACAGCUGGGCCCCAUCAGCUCAGGGGAAGCUCUGACCUGGGAAAGGCUCCAGGUCUUCAGGUUUGCUGCAAUAGCUCAUUCCUUUCCUCUCCCCUUCAGGAAAACCAAUUAAAAGAUAAAACAGGGCAGGAGAAGCCAGAGAUGGGGAACUGUUUGUGCCCUCUCCAGUCUUGGUGCCUCUCUGAUCCACUCGUGGUAAAGGUGGCACGAAAAGCUUUUGCCCUCAAAAAAAAGUCUCUGCUGAUGUUCAGAGCUGGGCAGGAGGAUUUUGUACUGAACCUCCUCCAGGCUGUUUGUGUCUCCCUCCUGCCUGCCCAGGAGCCCUGGGUGGCAUCACUGGGCUCUGCCACAUUCUGCACGUGUGUGGCUCUGUGCUGGAGCAGUGCUGAGCCAACAUCACCUACCUGUGCUCAACCCUGCUGUUCAAAAAUGGUUCAUCUCGACAGUCACGAUGUGGGCACUGCAGGGAAAGGCAGCAGUGCCUGGGGGCCCUGGUGGGUACCGUGCCAGCUCCCACAGCCCAGCCCAGCCCAGCCCUCCUUCCCGGGAGAGCUUCCUGUGGCUCUGCUGAUCCCCUCCUGUUCUCAGCUGCCUUUCAGCAUCCUGCCCCCGUGGACCUCACCCUGCUGCUGCCCUGCCUGCUCAGCAAUCGUCUCAAAUCCCAAAUCUUCCCGCACCUCAGCUCCAGCCCCUUUCCUUCCUGGUCCCGUGAUCGGUCACCCUCUAUUCCCCGCAGUGUCACCCGCAGUGUCCCACCAGCACCACCAGUCCACGGAUUCCCACUGAGGCCACCCAAGCCCUGUGCCAGGGAACAAAGAUGGAGAGGGUGACACCGGGAGAAAGAGAACUUGGAGGGAGGUGAUGGUGUUGGCAUCGCCCACGGAGGAGGCAAAGGGGCUCAGGGGAGCGCUGGAAGUCCCGCUGCCCGUUCCCUUGGGAUCUGCCUGCCCGGGGGCUGCAGCACUGCGGGCUUGGAGCGCUGGGCAGUCAGAACAGCGUCCCUGCCCCAGCGCUGCCUGGCAGGGUCCGGGCUGGCGAAAACAGACGCAAGUUGGAAAAAGACAUGCCAAGAGCGAUCCCAGCCGGGCUGCUCCCAGCCCGAAACAGUUAAGGGGCGGCGGGGCCGAGCCGGUCCUCCCACCAACAUGAGAUCACCGCAGCCACCGCCAAUCCUCGCUGCAAUCCUCCUCCAGCCCUCGCUCGGGCUGGCAGCGGAGGAGCCGGGAGCCGAGGCUGCGAGUGAGAGCGGCGGCAGACGAGAUCCCGGCCCGUCCGCGCCGUGAGCCGCCGGACAAAGGGAGCAUGUAGGAUCCGGAACCUUCCCUCCUUCGCCGGCACAGCGACUCUCGUCCCUUCCAGACGCGCCUUGUGCUGCUCCUUCCUGGGUUUUCUUGCCAACAUGAUGGGCUGCAAGUCCAACUCACUCACUUGCCUGCAGGGAGGAAAACCAGGGCUGCCGCUGGCCACAGCCACCGAUUCCACGGCCACACUCAACAAACUGGCCCUGGCCACGGGCGGGACCGAGAAAUCCUGGUACCGCUGCAUCUUCCCCUUCGGCAUCGUCUCCGUGGUCAUCGGCGUCGCAGCGACGUGCAUCACCUUCACCAUCAAUGGCCCCCAAAUGGACAUCGCUAAGGUGGUCUCGGUGGCCACCUUGAUCUUCGGGGUGGGGCUGCUGGUGGCUGCCUAUGUGUGCUGGCGGGCCAAGCGGGAGCGGCAACGCAAGCGGCAGCGCCAGGAGCCCGUCGCCCUGGAGCAGGGAGCCCUAUGACCCGGGCUGGGGGCACAGGCUCAGCUCCACCCGGAGUCCCCUGCUCACACACCCCCCUCCGCGAGCAGAGGGGUGACAGCACCGGCUUUGUCGCAUCCGAGGAGGUCCGGACCCUGCCCGAGGCCAGCUUGCCGUCAUUCUCCACCCCGCCCGCGCCAGCGUCCGGCCAUCCCCGCUCCCGGCAUGGGGUAGGGGCAGUCCGGCCACGAAAAAGGCUCCCUCCUGCCUGCCUGGGACCAGCAUGGAAAGAGCCCGGAGAGUGGCCAAGGAGGCCGGAGAGUGGCCAAGGAGCAAAUCGCCAGCCAGGGACCCGCUGCCUGUCCCUGCCGUGCGCCGCCGGGGAUCCGCGGGGCGCUGCUCUGUGCCGAGGAAACCGAGGCAGCCCGGCAACCCCUGCUGGGCGUUGGAAGAGCCCAGCAUCACUUCUGUCCUCUUGCGGUUUUUCCCUGCGGCCAGGACCCGCGUGGCGCAGGACAGAAGGAGUUUCGAAGGGAAUUGUGUGCGUGCGGGGAGCCGCCGGAGAGCGGCGUGGGAGUGCGGGCCGCAGCAAACAGCGAUGCGGGAGCAGGGCCGGCCCGGCAGGGAGCCCCGGGGACAGCGACGGCGACAAGGGCAGGUCGGGAGCCGAGCCUGCCGGGGGUAGCGGAUCUUGGUAGCGAGAAAGGGGGAAUGGAGGCGCUCAGCCUCGAGCGGGCGGCUGCUCGUAGGGGUUUGCUGUUCGCGGAGGAGGAGCUCGGGCUCUUUCCGUGCCCUCGCAGGUGACCCAGCCCGGUGGUGUCCUGGCAUGUCCAGGGGUGCGGUGCUCGUGCUGUGAGCUCGCAGCAGCAUCCCCCAGCUGUGGGACUCUGACAGCAACGCUGUUGUGGAGAAGGAGCUGGACGUUCAUCCAAACGAGCAAAUACACUUUUAACACAUUUUUUUUUUUAAACGAAGUCCAUGCUCCCAUUCUUUGAAUUUAGCAUUGAACUCAUUACUCUAAAAAGGUGUGAGACCUGGGCGCGGGGUUCCUCUGUGGCUGCUCCCGUGCCCGGUAGCGGGGGCUGCGGCAGAGCCGGGCUGCUGCCCUGCCCCAGCUGGCCCCGCAGCCACAGAGCCUCCCAAAAGCUGCCCCGUUGCUCCUGCACCGCGACCGUGCCAAGAGCUACCGAGAGCAGCCCCGCUCCCCCAGCUGGAGCCCUCCACGCCCAGCGGAGCCCGGGAGCGGGGCCGAGAGAACGAGCGGAGCGCGCCGCGGCAAAGCCGAGCUUGUGCCCGGGGAUCCGGGGCACUCCCGUGUGUGCCGUGCCACACGCAGCCCUCCCUGCCCGCAGCUCUCAUCCCGACCGUCUUGUCUUCAUGAUUAUAUCGUGUUCCACAGCCCCCGGAGCUGCUGCUUGUCACAGCAUGCAUGGUCCGAGCCACGGCUCGGGAGAGUGGGAUCCCGGGGUACCAGGGCUUGGAGACCCAGUCCUACAAACCCAGGCUCAAAUACCCAGAGUUUGGAAGGCUUGGAGACUCUUUCAGCCUCAGAUCUGAUCAAAGCUUUAGUUUUUUUUGGGACAGUAUCCCAGAGCCCCGCUCUGUGGAUGAGUUUAGCAGACGUUGAGCCCAGGCUGUUCUUCCUAAGCCUGGUCAAUGUUUUGAGGUGUUUAAAUAGUUUGUGGUUUCAUCCUCUCAGGGUCAGCAAACCAGGGGUUACCAGCCACAGGGGCUCAGUGGUGGGUGUGUGGUGUCAGGGAUGCUCAGUGAUAAGUUCAGGUAUUGAGAGUUUGAGUGCCAGCCCAAUUUUAUUAUUUUUAUUUCAUUCUCCUUGCUGCAAUACUUCAGCAAACACGUUUGUGGCUGCCUGCAAACCCCUCUGCUCUCACCUUGCCCAUCACCACCACCAGGACCAGGAGUGCUGCUCCUAAUCCUGCCCAGACCCAUCUCACUUUUCAAGUGCUCAGCCCUUCUUCCCACCAUUCUGAAGCAAACCCAUCUACACAGGAUGUUGGGAUGAUUGUCCAGGUGCACCUGGAACGCCUUGGAGCCAGCCCAAAAUGUCUUGCAUCAGGCCCUGUUACAUCUCACCCUUCUUUGAUCUUGAAAUCCAGUUCUCCAGAGCCGAAUCACCUCUCUCCUGCUCCCUAAGCUCCCUCAAGGUGGCUCUCAGCAAGACCUGGAGCAGUGGAGCCCACCCCAGAGACAGCCUGGAUGAGCUGGAGUGCCAGUCCUGCACAGGCCAACAUUUUGUUCUGUUUCUCUUUGAGGGAUUUGAGUUCUGCCAAGAGAGGCACAGCCACAACCACCCCUCCUGCUGCCUCUGAGGGUUUGCUCACACGGAGGGACUCUGGCAGUUCCCCCACAGGACUGCACUGGUUGGGAGCAAGUCCUGGGGAAUUUCAACCCCUUAAACAGCCCUGAGUGGGGGUUGUGGCUGCAAGAAGAGAUGGCUGGGAAAGUUACACCUAGGUCACCAAGAACUUGGAAGGAAGCAGAUGAAAGGAGCCAGUCUGCACUCCUAGAGCACCUGGGGAUCCAGAAUUUGCCACAAGCUGGAACCAGCAGUUCUGUGUUUGGUGACAAACCCUGCCACUAUCACACCCUCCUCCUUCUCAAGUGGCAUCUGGUGCCAGUGCUGGCAUUGCAGAUGUGUGGGAGCUGCCUGGCCAUGGCUGUUCCCUUUCCUGUGCAAGCUGGAGAGGCUCCAGAGGACACCCCACUGCAGCAUCCCACGUGGCACCUGGGCACCCCAGCCAGCCUGCCCACUGGCACUGCUCCUGGGCUCAGUGCCCAGCAGCCCCUCUGCUCCAGGUGCCUCAGCAUCACAGCAGAGCCAGAGGCCAGCUGUCCUGGCCCAGCACUGGUUUGGGGAAAGGGGCUCACAGGGCUGCCCUGGCUGUUGUCCAAACCCAGCAGCUGAGGUGGUGGCACAGGAGCUGUUGGUGCACAGAUGGAUCCACCUGCCUCUGAGCAGGAAGGUGCUCUGGGUAGGCAGAGCUGGGGCUGCCUUACCACAGUCUGGGGCUGAGAGACACUUCACCCUUGCCAGGGGAACCAAAGCAAAAAUUAUUAAACCUGUCAAGCUCACUCAAACACCAGUUUUCAUCUGCUUUGCCUGGAGCUGCAGCCAGGCCCAGCUGUGCUGCCUCACUGCCCAGUGACCUGCACCCUCCAGAGGCCUCUGUGCCCCUGGCAGGAGUUCUCGAGGGAGGACAGGUGGCUCAAAGGCUGUGCAAGGCACCUUCCCAAGUCAUGCCUCGAUAUAACCUGGAUUGCACCAACAGUGCAACCUCUCUUCCAGUGCAGGGAGAACGUUCCCCAGCCUAGGGACACUCCCCUCCAGGGACAGCCUCCCCAAGCUUUCUGCACACACCAACCCAUCCCAGCAACGCUUUCAGCUGCUGUGACAGCCCUGGUGCUGUCUCUGACAGAUCCACCCCAAUCACCUUUCAACUCUAAACAGGAUUCAAGGGAAAAUUUCAAGUUUUGUGGCACCAGAGGGAAGGGUUAAGAAUUGUUGCUGCCAGAUUGGGAACAGUUGCAAAAGGGAAACAUAAAAAUAAAAAUAUGCAUCCCUAAAAUAAA
Molecule: messenger RNA, 10771 nt
Organism: Haemorhous mexicanus (house finch)
Lineage: Eukaryota; Metazoa; Chordata; Aves; Passeriformes; Fringillidae
Gene: TEDC2
Product: tubulin epsilon and delta complex 2
Exons: 10
Coding region: 16-1455 (479 amino acids)
Source: RefSeq, a predicted model, not a curated record